This is a messenger RNA of Penicillium longicatenatum, 1710 nucleotides long. Its product is annotated as MDR family MFS transporter. The transcript has 4 exons. The record is from RefSeq and is a predicted model, not a curated record. The annotation marks the transcript as partial. Gene Ontology annotation, molecular function: transmembrane transporter activity. NCBI's taxonomy places the organism in Eukaryota, Fungi, Ascomycota, Eurotiomycetes, Eurotiales, Aspergillaceae. Gene Ontology annotation, biological process: transmembrane transport.
AUUCCAAAUCCUCACAAGACUCUUCUUCUUCUUACUACGGCGCCUUUUGCUGAACAAAAAGCCAUGUCUCAGCACGACGCUCUCAAUCUCGUUGACAAUGACGAUUCUCGACUGGCCCCGCUUGACCUAGAAAAGAGUGGACCCGUGUCCAUCACCUCUGAAACCCCCUCGGCGCAGGAGGAUAGAGGCGAUUAUGCCCAGGGUCUUCAACUCUUUUUGAUAUGCACAUCCCUCUGCUUAUGCGUGUUCCUUGUUGGAUUGGACGCAACCAUUCUAACAACGGCCAUUCCAAGCAUUACUGACGAGUUUGGCUCGGUACAGGAUGUCGGCUGGUAUGAUGCCGCUUUCCGGCUCACAUCCUGCAUGUCGCAGCUCUCCCAAGGAAAGCUCUUCAGUAACUAUUCGCUCAAAUGGAUUUUUCUCUUUAAUAUGGUGAUAUUUGAGGCAGGGAUUCUCAUAUCAGGUCUUUCUCCAAGCUCGGUGGUAUUCAUUGUUGGGCGUGCAAUCACUGGACUCGGAUUUUCUGGUAUCAGUCAGGGAUGCAUGGUAAUCAUUGCCAUGUCGACGCCCCUCCAGAAACGAGCAACCUACCUUGGCCUUAUCAGCGCCAGCGAGUACACUGCCAUGGCUACCGCGCCUAUUAUUGGUGGUGCAUUAACCUCAACUCUAACCUGGCGGUGGUGCUUCUUUAUCAACCUUCCAACGGCUGCCGCGCCGGCGGCAAUGAUUCUGAUGCUCAAGCUGCCUAAGAUGGCAUUGGGAAACAACAAGAAGUCACAAAUUGAGAGAUUGCGAGAGCUAGAUCUGUUGGGGUGCCUCUUCUUCGCCCCGGCUGUGCUUUGUCUCUUGCUUGCCUUACAAUGGGGCGGAUCAACUUACAGCUGGAGUGAUGCUCGCAUCAUCGUCCUCCUGGUGCUAGCACCUCUAAUAUUCGGAGUAUUCUGUCUGAUCCAGCAUGUCAAACAAGAUAGAGCUAUGCUGCCACCGCGCAUAAUCAAAAAAGGCGUGAUGCUUUUCGGAGCUUUGUUCAGCCUGUCACUGUCGGCCUGUCGGGCCAUCGUGCAAUACUAUCUUGCAAUUUGGUUCCAGACAGUACGUGGAGUCACAGCGCUACAGUCUGGCAUCAACACAUUACCUAUGGUUAUUGCUGUUCUCGUCUCCGCUAUUGUUUCAGGUCGCCUCAUGUCCAAGACUGGGAUAUACACCCCGAUUAUGCUUCCCGCGGGUUGUUUGAUCGUGGCUGGUGUGGCAAUUAUGACUGGCUUCACUUCUGAAACUCCCAAAAGUCUUUGGAUCCCGUCACUUAUCCUUCUGGGUAUUGGGUCCGGAAGUAGCGUUUCGAUCCCAUUUAUUGCAGCGCAAGCCGUGCUAAGCCUGGGGGACUUAUCUGCGGGAAUGGCUCUAAUGACCUUCUCUCAAGAUCUCGGAGAAGCAGUCUUUAUCAGCAUAGCUCAGGCAGUUUUCCUGAAUCGUCUCACAAGCAGCAUAGAAAUUACAGCGCCAGACCUCGCCCCAGAAAGCGUGAUUCAUCUGGGCGCCACUGACUUGGCAGAGAAAGUCCCCUCGCAGGAUGUAGCGGCUGUCGCCCUUUCAUAUGAUCUUGCGGUGCGAUCAACCUUCUAUUUGGCGGUCGCUUUGGCUGGUGUAUUGGUGCUGGUCGCUAUACCACUUCAGAAGAGUCCGCUCAAGGUUGGGAGAAAGUCCACUUGA